UGACAGUGUUGCCGGACUGGCGGUGUGAUGUAAUUUGGUUAUUGUCCACCGUCUCGGAAUUAAAUUAAAAAUGUCACUUAAAACUGUUUUUUUAAGUGCUCUUAGGAGUAUUACCUUGCCAGCUGUGCCGCUCCAGACUUCCAGGAUUCACACGAGCUCGUGCUGGCGAAAGGCAGAGGACCGCAAGGAAAUGCUGGCAUCUUUACCGGCCAAAGACGAAGGAACAGUGGGUGAAAAGACCGUGGAUAUAGACACACUUAUCAAUCGUAAAGCCAAGUUCUUCCCAGAUGCCAGCACCGCCACCCAGCUAUUUAAUGGAAUACCCUUCAACGAGCUGCCCAUCUGCAACAUUCGUGUUUCGUCCAACAACACAAUUAUUUCCGUCACGGAUCACAAAGGAGUCCUCCGGCUGAUACGAUCCUGUGGCAUCGAGGGAUUCAAAAACACUCGCAAGGGAACAAACAUCGCUGCUCAAGCUACAGCUGUUACCAUUAGUGGAAAAGCCGUUGAAUUGGGUUGGAAGACAGUCCGAGUGAAGGUCCAGGGCCUUGGCCCUGGAAGAAUGUCGGCUAUCAAGGGACUUCAAAUGGGUGGACUGAAUAUUGUUUCCAUUACCGACAAUACGCACGUCUCAUUUAAUCCCCCAAGACCGCGAAAACAGAGGAGUCUUUAAGCCACUACUUGUUAAGACCUUUGUUUAUAAACAAAAUACAAGAAUAGUCGUUAAAAAGAAAAUUAAAAAUUUAUCUUUGAAGUUAAAAAA
Messenger RNA from Drosophila eugracilis, 763 nucleotides. It is a transcript of the gene mRpS11, whose product is annotated as 30S ribosomal protein S11. The transcript has 5 exons. Gene Ontology annotation, cellular component: ribosome; mitochondrial small ribosomal subunit. Lineage: Eukaryota; Metazoa; Arthropoda; Insecta; Diptera; Drosophilidae. Gene Ontology annotation, molecular function: mRNA 5'-UTR binding; structural constituent of ribosome; small ribosomal subunit rRNA binding. Gene Ontology annotation, biological process: translation; maturation of SSU-rRNA from tricistronic rRNA transcript (SSU-rRNA, 5.8S rRNA, LSU-rRNA); ribosomal small subunit assembly. The coding region runs from base 71 to 673 and encodes 200 amino acids. The record is from RefSeq and is a predicted model, not a curated record.